AUGAAUCAGCUGAUCCGUCAUAGACAAAACCUGAAUAUUGAUUCUACUAUUUUACCACAUAAACCAAAUACGCCCGUUGUAAUGCUUGCUAUAGUUAUCCACAAUGUUCCAAUUUCCACCCAUUCUGGCUCUACACUUCUCAGCAUUACUCUGUUUUACUCGAGUUUCCAGAAUAAUGACUAUUCUAGGCUGAAGCUUAAAGAGACGGGAGCUAACCUCUUUUUGCUUAGCCACUUUAUUCAGCCCCCUUACAUUCCACGAGAUAAUCAUGGGACCCCAAAGGGGUGCACCUUAGAGUCGUUCCAAACAGCUAAGGAGCUAAAGCCAUUACUACUGAAAAUAUUUUUCUCCUUUUCAACUGGAAGUUUACCUCUUUCUCUAAUACCUUUGACAACUUCAGUCCAGAAGCCCUCAUCUUCAUUUUCUAUUCUUUCCUCGCCUACAACCCUUGCAUCAGGACUAGUCUCCACAGUAUCAACCUUGUUAGCUUGGCUUUUGGUUGCCACAAUUUGA
Molecule: messenger RNA, 513 nt
Organism: Vicia faba (fava bean)
Lineage: Eukaryota; Viridiplantae; Streptophyta; Magnoliopsida; Fabales; Fabaceae
Source: the annotation of a GenBank genome assembly